Messenger RNA from Bufo bufo (common toad), 1524 nucleotides. RefSeq names its product fetuin-B-like. Gene Ontology annotation, cellular component: extracellular region. Gene Ontology annotation, biological process: negative regulation of endopeptidase activity. Lineage: Eukaryota; Metazoa; Chordata; Amphibia; Anura; Bufonidae. The record is from RefSeq and is a predicted model, not a curated record. Gene Ontology annotation, molecular function: cysteine-type endopeptidase inhibitor activity. Bases 72 to 1454 code for a protein of 460 amino acids. The transcript has 8 exons.
UGCUAUAUAAUACAGGGCAUUGGAAGUUAAACGGUUGAUCAGGCCACACAGUUUUGCAGGACUUGAUCAACAUGGAGCAGUUUGUAAUAAUAGCCUUAUUGGUGGCAUUGUGUUCUGCCACAAGCCCGCCAUUUCCUAAUAUAAUCGCUCUAGAUUGCAAUGAAACACUAUUUGAAACAGAUGUGGCAAUGAACCUCAUCAACGAACAUCGUGAUGAGGGGUUUGUGUUAAGACCAGUGCGAGUUAAGUCGGUUGUCCAGGAGUCAACGACACAACAUGGAGGCUUCAUCUACUAUAUGGAUCUGGAUGUGGUUGAAACAAAAUGCUCUGUCCUGAGUGGGAAAUCGUGGAAAGAGUGUAGCAAUCAUAACAUUUCAAUCGCUGAAGCUGUAUAUGGUCACUGUAAAGUCAUCACUUUCAUAUCCAAGCCAUCGAGAAGUCAGAGUCUCUUGAAUUAUAAUUGCACCCUUGGCACAGUUCCUUCUAGGGCAGUUGGUCAUAUUUCCCCAAGCAGCCCCUUUCUAAUGGACAAGAUCACCCCACACAUAAAAAGAAAGGCUAAUCGCGUCAUCCAGCAGUUUAAUGAAGACAGCAAUAAGACGCAUCAUUUCAAAGUGGCUGUAAUUGAAAGAGUGAGAACACAGUAUAAGUUUGGACAAUUGUAUUUCUUUGAAUUCAUCAUAAAGGAAACUGAGUGUUUGAGAACACAAGCUGAUGUAAAUCUUGAUGAUUGCGUGUUCCGUGCAGACAAGGAUGCACAUGUUGGUUUCUGCACAGGAGGUGUUUACCACACACCUGAAAGGCAAGAAAAGUAUUACGUGUCCUGUGACAUCUACAACCCAAGGGUUGAUAAAGACUAUGAUGAUCAUAGACAUCAGCUUUGUGGUCAUGGACCAGUUAGAUUAAAUAAUAAACAAGGAGAAGAAAAGAACACAGUCCCAGGCGUAGAUGCAGCAGAAGAAAUGCAAAAAGAUGCUGGGGAGUCAGGAAAAGGCAAAGAGGCACCUGGCAAUUGUGAGCAUGGGCGAUGCCCACUCCACAGGGGUCAUAAACAUCAUCGUUGCCGACAUGAUCACCAUCAUCAUUAUCCUCACCAUCAUAAUCAUUCUCACCAUCAUGAUCAUCCUCACCAUCAUGACCAUCCUCACCAUCAUCAUCAUGAUCACCACAAUCAUACCGCAUCUAAGGAUGGCAGCUCAUCUGAAGAACAUUCUAUUAAAAAACCUUUUGAAAAAAGAUCAAAAGGUUCAGUUGAGCUUUACUAUCUAUCUGCUAAGAGAGACUGUGUACCACAUCCUACCAUUGUCCACCAACCUCAAAAAUAUGAAAAGCCUGGGAAGCAUGGAAAGUUUGAUAAUAUUGAAUUUCCAAGUGAACAAUCAAAACUGAAAACAUGUCCAGGUGAACCAAUGGUAGAAUUACUACAAAUUGUUCAAGAUUGUCUUUUUAAAUAAUAUAGAGCAACAGCAUUUGUCUACUAUAUAUGUUAAAAAGAGCAACAAUAAACAUUUAUGAAACAAAAAA